This is a messenger RNA of Prunus armeniaca (apricot), 666 nucleotides long. The record is from the annotation of a GenBank genome assembly. Lineage: Eukaryota; Viridiplantae; Streptophyta; Magnoliopsida; Rosales; Rosaceae.
AUGAGCAAGAAAAAAAAUCCAGGGUUCAUACUCAAGGUUGAGACAAAUAUUGAACACAAGAUUACUCGAUGUUUUUGGGCUGAUGCAAUCUCUAGGCAAUCGUACAAGUUUUAUGGUGAUGCGGUUAUCUUCGACACUACUUACAACACCAAUCGAUAUUGUAUGAUUUUUGCACCAAUUAUGGGAGUAAACAACCAUGGUCAAACAAUUAUUUUUUCUGGGGCAUUCUUAAGUGACGAGACUACAGACUCCUUCAUUUGGUUGUUUAGAGAAUUUUUGAGGGCUAUGCCAAGUGAUGCUCCGAAAAUUAUUAUUACUGAUCAAGAUCCCGCAAUGACAAAAGCCAUUUCAAAAGCUCUUCCAAACACAUUUCAUAGGUAUUGUAGCUGGCAUAUUUUGAAUAAAUUCUCUGACAAGCCUGCGUGUAUUCUUCACUAUCAACAAUUUAGAGAAUGUGUUUGUGAUUCUGAGAGUAGAGAUGAGUUUGACUUGAGAUGGAAGAUUAUUGUUGAGAACAAUGGGUUAAAUGAAGAUACAUGGUUGCAAUCAAUAUUUAAUAUUCGAUCUAAAUGGGUGCCAGCUUAUGUGAACCACAUUUUCUCAUGUGGAAUGUCUAGUAGUCAACGAGCAGAAAGUGGGCAUGCAUUUUUCAAGAGAUCACACUAA